This is a messenger RNA of Triticum urartu, 1849 nucleotides long. Its product is annotated as NagB/RpiA/CoA transferase-like superfamily protein. NCBI's taxonomy places the organism in Eukaryota, Viridiplantae, Streptophyta, Magnoliopsida, Poales, Poaceae. Gene Ontology annotation, molecular function: translation initiation factor activity; guanyl-nucleotide exchange factor activity. Gene Ontology annotation, biological process: translational initiation. Gene Ontology annotation, cellular component: eukaryotic translation initiation factor 2B complex. The record is from RefSeq and is a predicted model, not a curated record.
GCUCCUGUGUAUUUUGCAGAUUUGGUGCCUCUAUCGUUGUCCGCGGACGUGUCCGUGUCCUUUUCUGGAGUUGCCCUAACUUCUCCUUCUCUCUGGAAACCCUAAGCCCCUUCUCCCUCCUAAGCCGCCGAUCCGACCCCAAAUCCGAACGCCUCUGCCUCCCGGUCCAAGCCGCACGCCACUAUGCCGGACAUGCAGCCGCUCAUCAGCGACUUCGUCCUCAAGCUCAAGCGACGUAAGGUGGAGGGGUCACAUGCCGUGGCGCGGCAGACGGCGGAGCUGCUGAGGUCAGUGGUGUCGCAGCACCGGAUGGGCAGCACUAACCAAGCGGCUGCUCUCGCAGACGCCAUCCAUGCCGUCGGGGAGCAUCUCAUCGCAGCCAAUCCCAUCGAGCUCGCUGUCGGCAACACUGUGAGACGUGUUUUGCAUAUAAUAAAAGAGGAAGAUAUAUCUUUUACCGCAGUUGGUAUUGAAGGUCUUUCUGUGACUGCUGUCAGCGACGAUGAAUGUGACAGUGGAAAUGAUGACCUUCCUACCUUAUCCGCUGCUGUUCUUGCUUCCCAUGCUAGAAACGCUCUUCGGGCACCUUCAUUGCAGACUCUCCUGGAUGAUAUUCCUGUGAGCACUGCACUUUCACAUUCUUCAUCGUCAGCUGGGGAUUCAGAUGGGAAAACUGGAGAUAAGAGCUUAAAAACUCGGAAACUAAAACAUGAUGUUAUUGCUGCCAUUGGUGAUCUUAUUGAGGAGAUUGAUACAUGUUAUGACCAGAUUUCUGAGCAAGCUGUCGAACAUAUCCACCAAAAUGAGGUCAUCCUAACUCUAGGUCGUUCUAGAACCGUGAAAGAGUUCCUGUAUGCUGCAAAGGAGAAGAAGCGAUCUUUUCGUGUAUUUGUUGCUGAAGGUGCUCCAAGAUAUCAGGGACAUGUUCUUGCGAAGGAGCUGGUCGAGAAAGGUGUACAGACUACUGUUAUAACAGAUUCAGCAGUUUUUGCUAUGAUCUCCCGAGUUAACAUGGUUAUAGUUGGAGUCCAUGCAAUAAUGGCAAACGGUGGAGUCAUUGCACCAGUAGGUAUGAAUAUGGUUGCUCUUGCUGCUCAAAGGCAUGCUGUACCCUUUGUCGUGGUUGCUGGCAGUCAUAAGUUAUGUCCUUUGUAUCCGCACAACCCGGAGGUUUUACUGAACGAGCUUAAAUCACCAUCUGAUUUGCUUGACUUUGGCGAGUUCUCAAAUUGCAUGAACUUCAGUACUCAGGAUGGCACUCCUCUUCUAAAUGUUGCCAAUCCAACGUUUGACUAUGUGCCACCGAAGCUUGUCAGCCUUUUCAUCACUGAUACUGGCGGGCACAGUCCAUCAUAUAUGUACCGGCUUAUUUCGGAGUACUACUCAGCUGAUGAUUUGGUCGUACGGCAGAAGUCAACAUCUUAAAAGAACACAAGGCACGGUGGACUACUCGUGUGUUACCAUUAUUUAUAUGAAGAUAAUGUGGGGUCUUGUUGAAGCCCAAAUGAUGUUGCCACAACCAUUGCAGUUCUUCCUUUUUGCCUGUAUGUAGGGUUGGACGGGGCUGCUCUCUUCAGUGUAAUAGGCUGUUUCCCCCUGGAAGUUCAGUUGUGUAACAUCAUGCUCCUUGUGAUAAUUUAAUUUUGUGGCUUCUUUUUCUGUGUAAACGGCUGAGGCAAUGAGCGCCAAGCGCAACCGUCUAAUCUAUAUGAAUUGUAUUAACUGUAGAAGCUAGAUACAGUAUGUGACGCAGAAUGCAGUGUUGCAGUUUGAAGGAAAGAGUAGAGGGCUGGUUUAGCACAAAUUUUGUCUGCUCUGAAUCCAAAAUAUUAAACUUUGGUCUGGUGUC